Messenger RNA from Elgaria multicarinata webbii, 966 nucleotides. Its product is annotated as olfactory receptor 4D1-like. Gene Ontology annotation, molecular function: G protein-coupled receptor activity; olfactory receptor activity. Gene Ontology annotation, cellular component: plasma membrane. Gene Ontology annotation, biological process: G protein-coupled receptor signaling pathway. The transcript has a single exon. The coding region runs from base 1 to 966 and encodes 321 amino acids. NCBI's taxonomy places the organism in Eukaryota, Metazoa, Chordata, Lepidosauria, Squamata, Anguidae. The record is from RefSeq and is a predicted model, not a curated record.
AUGGCGAAAAACAGCACAGUGGUGACAGAAUUUGUCCUCCUUGGUCUCUCUCAGAAUCCCAGAGUACAGACCCUUCUCUUCUUCCUUUUCCUCACCAUCUACAGCACAACCUGGCUUGGAAACCUCACCAUCAUAAUCACUGUGAUCACCACACCCAGCCUCCACACACCCAUGUACUUUCUAUUAGCUAACUUGGCAGUCAUAGACAUCAGUGAAUCAUCAGUCACAUCACUCAAAAUGCUGUGGGACCUUUUCUUUCAUACUCGUACCAUCUCCUACAAGUGGUGCAUCACACAGAUCUUCUUCAUCCACUUAACAGGGGGUGCAGUGGUUUUCUUACUUGUUGCCAUGGCUGUUGACAGAUUCAUAGCUAUCUACAAGCCACUGCAGUACUUAAUUAUCAUGAACCAAGGGGUUUGCAUAGGUUUGGUGGCAGGAGCAUGGCUGGGUGGCUUCGCUCACUCCAUUGUCCAGAUUGGAAUUCUUAUUCAACUGCCUUUCUGUGAAUCCAACAUUCUGGAUAAUUUCUACUGUGACAUCCCUCAGCUCAUCAAACAUGCUUGUAUCAACACGUUCGUCAUAGAGCUGCUGAUGGUUUGUAACAGUGGACUACUCCUGACAGUCAUCUUCUUUUCCUUACUUGUGUCAUACACUGUCAUCUUGGUGAAGAUACGAACCCAUGUCACAGAAGGGAAACACAAAGCUCUUUCCACUUGCGCUGCACAGAUCCUGGUCAUGAGCUUAAAUUUUGUCCCAGGGAUGCUUGUUUAUGACCGGCCUUUCAAGGUAUUUCCAGGAGAAAAGAUUGCUUCAGUCCUCUAUACCCUUUUGACACCAAUGCUGAACUCGAUGAUUUUCACUUUGCGCAAUGCCGAGAUGAAAAAGACAGUUGGGAAACUCAUGAGAAAACUGAUGAUUUCGAAAAGGACAUGGCCACCUUGUUGUGUUUGUCAUGGAGAGCCUUAG